AUGGGAUCGCGCAUCGAGACGGCGGCGCGUGCCGGUCCGCCAGCCUCCCGGCAGGACUCCUUCGUCUUCCUCAACGACCUCCAUCCGCCCGUCGUCCGCCGCGCUAACUCUCCCGUCCUCAAGCUCAAUGUCGCUCUCGGGUUCCACGGUCUAGAUGUCCGUCCGUCCUACUCACCAUCGUCUUCAUCUCCCUACGUGCGCCGCACUCGCACCCCCAACCCGCCAUUCAUCCCCGCUCACGAUCGAAGCUCCCUCGGGUACUACCCCCGUACCUCGUACAGCCCAUACCCCACUCUGCAGGACCCAGACUCGCGAACUCUGUUGACUCUGCAUCAUGUCCACCCCAGAAACCACACCGGCGAGCGGCUGUUCACCUGCCACUGCGGUGAGCAGUUCUCGCGCUUCGACAACCUCCGCCAGCACGCGCAGACCGUCCACCCCCCGCAAGCGCACCCAGACCGCGUCGCUGCCGCCGCCGCAUCCACGAACACCGUGCCUGCGAUGGACAUCACGAAGACGGCGUCUAAGUCCUCCCGCCUUUUCACCAGCGCCCCGGCACCAGCACUGGCUACGAGGGCGCAGGCACGCUCUACAACUCCGCCGACACCACUUGCCGUCCACGUCUCUGUCUCACCCACUUCGUCAGAUCCCGCACAUGCAGGCCAGUCCUUUCUUGUCCCCCCGCCUCCUCCUUCAACGUCGCAAAACCGAGAGUAA
Messenger RNA from Fomitopsis serialis, 717 nucleotides. RefSeq lists its product as uncharacterized. The transcript has 5 exons. The record is from RefSeq and is a predicted model, not a curated record. The coding region runs from base 1 to 717 and encodes 238 amino acids. NCBI's taxonomy places the organism in Eukaryota, Fungi, Basidiomycota, Agaricomycetes, Polyporales, Fomitopsidaceae.